UCAGAUGGAGGAAACCUCCGAGUCCACAGCGGACUCUGUCUCCUCCUCUCAUCGGUUUGCUGUUCCCGGCAGAGGAGAGGUUGUGUUGAGGUUACUUUUUCCAGAAAAAGCUCUUCCUUUAGUUUCUUCAGGGAGCUAAGAUGAUCAAAGGACGGCUUUAUGAUUUUUCAGAGGUCGAAGUUUGAAGUUUGAGACCCAUCAUGGGGUGAAUCUGGCGGCUGGAGAGGAUGCUGAUCCGGUGAUGAAGGAGUAUCGUGAUCAAACUUGCAGGUAACCAUGGUGAAGGAGAGUCUCCCUAAGUGGGUCCAGCAGGACCGUGAGGACGGUCUGGUCCAUGUGAAUGUCGGUGGUCUAAAGAGGAGUCUCUGCUCCAGCACACUGAAGAAGUUCCCCGACACCAGACUGGGAAAACUGUUAGCCUGUGACUCUGAGGAGGACAUCCUGCAGGUGUGUGAUGACUAUGACGUGCAGCAGAAGGAGUUUUAUUUUGAUAGGAACCCUGGCCUGUUUCCUUACGUCCUCCAUUUCUACCAGACGGGUAAACUUCACGUGAUGGAGGAGCUGUGUGUUUUCUCCUUCAGUCAGGAGAUCGAGUACUGGGGCAUCAAUGAGUUCUUCCUGGACAGUUGUUGUAGUUACCGUUACCACGACCGGAAGCUGGAGAGCAGCCGCCAUCGCAGCUGGGAUGACGAGAGCGACGCCAGCAGCAUAGACACCUCUGUGGACGAGAUAUCAGACUUAAAAAGAGACAUGCAGCACUUCCAGGAAGUCCGUUACGGGAACAUCAGGAAGUGUCUGUGGCUGACUCUGGAGAACCCCGGGUACUCCAUCCCCAGCAAACUCUUCAGCUUGGUCUCCAUCGGGGUGGUGCUCACGUCCAUCUCCACAAUGUGCAUCAACAGCCUUCCAGAGUACCAGACGUUUGACACCGAGGGGAAGCUGAUAGAGGACCCCACCAUGCAGGCUCUGGAGGUGUUCUGCAUCUGCUGGUUCACCUUCGAGGUGGUGACACGGCUGCUGCUGGCACCCAACAAAAAGAAGUUCUUCCGCCAUCCUCUGAACAUCAUCGACAUGGUGUCUGUGGCUCCGAUCUACAUCACACUGCUCUUUGACCUCACCGUGGGGUCAGAGUCUGAGCUGGGAGACCUAGGACGACUCAUGCAGGUGUUCAGGUUAAUGAGGAUCUUCCGGGUCUUGAAGCUGGCCCGUCACUCGACCGGUCUGCGGUCUCUGGGAGCGACGCUCCGGCACAGUUACCGUGAGGUCGGCAUCCUGCUGCUCUACCUUGCUGUGGGAGUGUCCGUCUUCGCUGUGAUCGCUUACACCGCUGAAUAUGAAGAGGAUGAGGGAAUGGACACCAUCCCCGCCUGCUGGUGGUGGGGGACGGUCAGCAUGACCACGGUGGGGUAUGGAGACGUGGUGCCGGUCACGGUGGCCGGGAAGCUGGCAGCGGGCGGCUGCAUUCUGGGCGGCACCCUGGUGGUGGCGCUGCCCAUCACCAUCAUCUUCAACAAGUUCUCCCACUUCUACAGACGGCAGAAAGCUCUGGAAGCUUCGGUGAGGAACAACAACCGCAGGACGCUGAGGAUGAGCUGCGAGGAGGAGCCGGAGGAGGAGGAGGAAGACGAGGAGGAGGACGAAGAAGAGGAGGGGUCAGAUACAGACAGUAGGUGUCGGGAGGAUGAUGAAACGGAUGAUAUGGAGGAGGAUGUAGAUUAUGAGGAUGAUGGAGGAGUGAUCAACUACAGCUACGUGGAGCAUCCGUCUUACUCGUCGGUUCUGAGGAUGAAGGAGCUCAACCAGCUGUGACGCAGAGAUACUAAAGACACUCUAGCAUCAAACUUAAACUGUUUAAACUAGAUCCAAAUGAUUCUGAGCCUGACACAUACAGGGUUUGGCCAUCGUGAUUGGAGCGCACAAACAGGAAAAAGCAGCUCUGAUUUAAAGCUUUAAAGUAAAAACUCUGACUCUGAGCCCGGAGGUGGGAUUAAACUUCAGGUCUUCCAGGACGGACUGCUCUGGCGGGGUUCGGUCUCGUUAAUUCCUGCAUGGUGGUUAUGUUCAAGCUUUCUUCUCCUGAUGUGUUUCUCUGUUGAACGAGCGUACAGACUCACAGAAAGACAAACCGGACACUAUAACUGAAGCACUGUAUGAAUGAUGUGACUGACAGCAUGCACAUUAAGUGAAAUAGCCAAAUAAAUGAUAUCGUGAAACACUGUGAA
Molecule: messenger RNA, 2222 nt
Organism: Notolabrus celidotus (New Zealand spotty)
Lineage: Eukaryota; Metazoa; Chordata; Actinopteri; Labriformes; Labridae
Product: potassium voltage-gated channel subfamily S member 2
Exons: 10
Coding region: 277-1809 (510 amino acids)
Biological process (GO): potassium ion transmembrane transport; regulation of delayed rectifier potassium channel activity; protein homooligomerization
Cellular component (GO): membrane; voltage-gated potassium channel complex
Molecular function (GO): protein binding; delayed rectifier potassium channel activity
Source: RefSeq, a predicted model, not a curated record